This is a messenger RNA of Schistocerca gregaria, 1439 nucleotides long. RefSeq lists its product as uncharacterized. The transcript is spliced from 3 exons. Lineage: Eukaryota; Metazoa; Arthropoda; Insecta; Orthoptera; Acrididae. The record is from RefSeq and is a predicted model, not a curated record. The coding region runs from base 77 to 526 and encodes 149 amino acids.
AUAUACGUGCGGCGGCCGGCAGUUCGGCCACUGUGCAAGGCUUUUCCCAGUAACAAGCAGCAGCCGUUCUGUAAAGAUGUGGAGAGCAACCGCUGUGAUGGCGCUGGUGUUCCUGCUGUCCGCCCUGGUCCAGCACGCAUGCGCGGGAGGGAUGGGCCAGGAUGACGAAGAGGACGCAACAGCAGGGCCGCGCAGGGGACGGACUUUCGGCCUGCUGGGAAACGCCCUGUUCGGCGAAGGACCGCUUGGAGGCGCAGGCGGUGGAGGGCUCUUCGGGAGCGGCAGACCCGGUCUCUUCGGUGGCAUCCUCGAGGGGCUCUUCGGCGGCGGUGGUGUGAGACCGCUGCCGAUCCUUCUUCUAGGGACCGGAGGGUGGCUGUCGCCCUUUCGCCGGCCCUACCGGCCAUCUCCGGCGGUGCCCUACUACCCCAGGCCCUACGGCUUCCAAGGGUACCUCGACGACGACGGCGAUUAUUACUACCGCGGCGGAAGCGAAGCUCACCACUUAGUGCCAGAGUUCCACUAGCGCAGAAGCUGCCACCGCCACUGAGACCAUCAGGUGCACUCGUCCUCUCUCUAGCAGCUUUUAAAUAAUCAGGAAGUGUAACGCAACUACACCCAAGAUUAUUGACCAAUGUCGUCCACAGGUCUUUUCUGUUACAACUUACCUAUAUGCCCAGGUUUGUGAGAAAUCUCCCGUCCCCAUCCCUUAGGAUCGAAAGACACCGUUAGAGAGACAAAUGUAGACGUUGUAAUCUUAUACAGAUUUUAGUGAUCUGUAGUAUAAUACAUUCCAGCAAGAUGACGUCUGAUGUUAUGUGACACUUUAUGAUACACGUCAGAGGGCCAAUAUAUGGACAAUGUGCUUGCGCUCAGAGUUACAGCCAUUUUUUCUCCGGCUGUAUAUUUCUGUGGUGCUACUUUGUAAGGUUCACGUAGCUUCACCACUUCUAAAGGGUGAUUACUAAUCCUAACUCCUGGAAAAGGAAAAAUUGUUUGCAUAUAUUUAGUAUGUUUUAAGUAAUGUGAUACACAAAGUUUGUAAGUAUUGGGGAAGUACUGAAGGGUUAAAAAUGUAAUUUGUUUCCUGAAUGUCUUUUAUAUCUGAAGACUGCAUACUGAAAAUUCGAAAUGGUAUGCUUUCUCCUCUCUUCAUAUAUUUCAGCUGCUGAAUUAAUUAUCUCCUUUCUGCGUUCCAGAAAUGGGAAUACAAAAGUUUUAUGUAUAUAACAUAGCCUAUACUUGCGGCUGUAACAGCUUCCAUCUGUUUACCUUAUUGCUUUUGCCCUUCUAUUUGUUUUAUUGCUCUAAGCAAUUCGUUAUUACGUUGGAAAGUUGUAUAUUUAAUGUUAUUAUUAAAACUUGAUAUGAGUUAAUAAGUUUUAUUUUGUGAUGUGCUGAUUUCGUUUGACUUAUAAAUAUAAUUUGAUACAUUAGAA